AAAUUGAGCAGAAGCACUGAACAUCAGCUGCCUUAGUUCGCAACCAAUCGAUAUAUCUUCAUCAAUAGGUUCUUUCCAGAGUUGCGCUUUUAACCGGAAUCCGGGCACUAUUCGAAAUCUACUUUAAAACACGUAUUUACUUAAAACUAAAACCAAAACCUGUCGACAACACAUACAAUCUAGCACUUUGUAUAACUACACCUUUGAACAUUUAAAUGAACUAAACCCAAAAAAAACACUUCUUCUACCUCCCCUUUGCAAUGUACAGAUCCACUUGUUCUCAAGUGGCAAAACAAAAAUUACAUCAAAAACCAAUGAACGGUCAUGGCUGUUCAGCUUAUAUACAACCUGCCAUUGUUAAGCAAAUAUUGACCACAACAAUUUUUCAUAGAAGAAGAGAAAAGGUGUCACACAAAUUUCGACAACGAUUAGUGCAAAAUCAAAGAAAAACAACUAGUCAGCCUUUCGGGCAACUUACACCAAAAUUUAUUUAUAAAUUCACGAAUAAUUUUGUUCAGUUUUUCGCACUAAAAUCGAGAAUAAGAAUACUAGCACUAAAUUUGCGCAAAAACAACGUGUGUUAAGGGGGAAAUUUUAAGCAAAAUUCUCCGGUAAACACUGAAAUCAUCAAGGGAUAUGCUGCAAGCGUGCGCAACUUUGAGACGAGGGUGGGUCUUUCAUCUUUUCGAUCCGUUUCAUCAUCCAGUUUCCCCAGUUUCCCGCGGCUUGCUCCUAUUUGGUCCACUUCUGAUUUUUACAGUCUCACAAUCAAUAAUGACAUCGUCCUGUUGACAGACGCAUUAUAAUGGACACAGAGCCAACCGGUGACACUGUGGAUGAACUGAGGCAAAGAUUGAACAAUAUGAAGAGGUUGAUGGCCGAAAGGCAAAGAACUGGGGAUAUCGAUGAAGGGAGGAGGUCCAAUGCUGUGGGAAUCAUUGACGGGAGUUUUUUAAGCGUUGUUUUUGGCGUAGCAUUAGUAGUAAUAAUAACAGUUAGUGUGUAUGCAUUUUAUAAUCUGUAUCAUGCUAUUCUGAAGAAAUUUCCUUCACAUCACGAAGAACUUUGAAAUGUUUGUAAUUAAUUACUAUUUUGUAUAUUUGUACUGUUAUUAAAGGUUUUUUUUUUGUAUUGAAAUGAAACACAAUUUUUUGAAGAUUUUUUGUAAUUAUGUAUAAGUUAUGGACUUCAACAAAACUACAAAACAACUAUGUGGACAGUCUGAAUUUUUAUAAAUAAGUUCCUUACAAAACAAUAGUGAAGGCACAAUUUUGUUAAUGCGAUGGUGUCGCUAAAUAUACAAUGUGCACCUA
Tribolium madens (black flour beetle) is the source of this 1313-nucleotide messenger RNA. RefSeq lists its product as uncharacterized. Bases 806 to 1069 code for a protein of 87 amino acids. The record is from RefSeq and is a predicted model, not a curated record. The transcript is spliced from 2 exons. NCBI's taxonomy places the organism in Eukaryota, Metazoa, Arthropoda, Insecta, Coleoptera, Tenebrionidae.